Myotis lucifugus (little brown bat) is the source of this 336-nucleotide messenger RNA. Its product is annotated as parathyroid hormone. Gene Ontology annotation, cellular component: extracellular region. The transcript is spliced from 2 exons. Bases 1 to 336 code for a protein of 111 amino acids. The record is from RefSeq and is a predicted model, not a curated record. NCBI's taxonomy places the organism in Eukaryota, Metazoa, Chordata, Mammalia, Chiroptera, Vespertilionidae. Gene Ontology annotation, biological process: intracellular calcium ion homeostasis; cell-cell signaling. Gene Ontology annotation, molecular function: parathyroid hormone receptor binding; hormone activity.
AUGAUGUCUGCAAAAGUAAUGAUUGUUAAAGUAAUGAUCAUCAUGUUUGCAAUUUGUGUUUUUGCAAAAUCAGAUGGGAAACCCAUGAAAAGGAAAACUGUGGGUGAAAUAGAGCUUCUGUAUAAGCUGCGUAAACAUCUGCAAAAGUUGGAAAAGCAGGAGUGGCUACGGAAGUUGCUGCAGGAAGUGAUCCUCGGAGAGUCUACAGUUCGUAGGGAUGUUUCCAGGAGGUCCCUAAGAAAGGAAGACAAUGUCCUGGUUGAGAGCCAUCAAAAAAGCCUUGCAGAAGCAGACAAAGCUGAUGCGGACGUAUUAACUAAGGCUAAAUCCCAGUGA